Molecule: messenger RNA, 2320 nt
Organism: Carassius gibelio (silver crucian carp)
Lineage: Eukaryota; Metazoa; Chordata; Actinopteri; Cypriniformes; Cyprinidae
Gene: c2cd4a
Product: C2 calcium dependent domain containing 4A
Exons: 3
Coding region: 827-2191 (454 amino acids)
Source: RefSeq, a predicted model, not a curated record
UUUUUUAAAUGCUCUUUAAUAAAACCAGAUGUAUUCAGUAUUUUAUGUCAUUCUUACUCAAGCAACUUAAAUUUCGCCCAAUAAGUAAAAUUAUGGUUUCCCUCCAAAAUCAUCUCACCCAAUCAGCAUACUCCUGGGAUUUCGACUCAUUUCGGAUCGAACGUGUUCGAAUCAAACGAAUAGCUAACCCGGCUCACUGCGACUUGGUCAUAUUCGAAGAAAACGCACUGCAUUCGAACAGAAUGUUGUAUACAGUAAAGAUAUUCCAUAAAUAAAAACACCAUUCAGUCACGGUUCUGGUUUCAGUAAGUCGCGGAGAUGUUGACUCGAGAAGUGCUUGGACCGAAUUAUUCAGAACAGUUUUGUGAAUCGGUUCAUUGAACAGGUCCAGAAAAAAAAAACGAUUCUAUCAAAUCGCUGCAUUUAAGUCAUUUGCAAACAGCUUGCGUUGGCACAUUGCAUGUAAAUAGGGCGUAUAUCAUUUCCAAAGAUUUCCAUCCAUCAUCCGUGAGAGGGAGGCUACGCGACCCCAUUCCUCGAUGUCAGAACGCUGUGGGACUCCAUGCAACCCAAAAUCAGCGUGACUUCCAACAAUUUAUUCAGAAAAGUGCUGUCCUCUAUAAAAGACCAAGAGCCCUUCACAUGAGUCACAAAGACAAGCUGGUCUAACAGGAGAGAGUCUGAGCUGCUGGUUAGAGAGUCUCGGCUAUCACCCUGAAGACCCUGUUUAAUGCAGUGUGUAGAACAAAGUCCUGUCUAAACCGAUGCUCGAGACCUCCACUGGCGGUGCACAAGAGUUCCUACUUUGAGUCCAAACGGAUUUCCAAUGUGGGUGGUAGAGAAGAUCCGAGUGUCCGUCGAGAGGACCAACCUGCCACUUCCCAUAGCGGAAUACAGCUUCAAAAUCGGUGACAUCAUGUUCGGAGACAAGUCAUCCAUUGACAAAUCCAAGAAAGCCUUGCUAUUUCCCAACAUCAUUACCCCGGACACUAUCCCCGAGUUCUGCAUUCCCCCCAAGAUCUCAACCCCAGUUGAGGGCAAGUGUAUGGAGCAGGGGAGGCAGACUCCAUGUAUCCGAGUGUCUCUGUGUGACAGAGGAAGUCCAAAGAAGGAAGUCAUUGCCCGAGAGCUUUCCAAUAACCAUAUAAUCCAGGUGGAGAGUGUUGAUGAUGGGCCGUUUGACAACGGCUGUAGUGAUGAGGAAACCACCAAUGCUGAUCCUCAAAGCCAGGCUGCACUUUCCCUGCCCCACUUAGCUAAAGCUCAAACCUGCUACGGCUUUUGCACCUUGCUUGAAAGUCCCCACACCAGAAGAAAGGAGUCCCUUUUCCACAACGACCCCAACUCGAGUGGAAUCCCCUUGGUUCUUCCGCGAAGUAGAUCAAACACUUGCUCCAAAUCAGCUUCCCCCAUUUUGAAAUCUUCAUCCUCCCCUUCUUCCUUCAGCCUGAAUACUCUUGCUUCUAGACUUUCUCCGAAAGGCUUCACUUUGCACCGACAGGGAACUCUAGAUAGUGAUACCACCUCCUCAGCAGAGUCCUCCCCUUUCAGUUCUCCUCUCCUGAACAGAUGCCCACCAAAACCUUCUCUCCUCAAAGCACUUAACCAUGAGAAACUACUCUACCGCAACCUCCGGAAGGUUGCCAUGUCCAGAAACAAUUCCCUAUCAACGGAUGAGGGUAGCUCCACGGACAACAGCCCCAAUAUAAUGAGAAGAGCAUCCGAAGGCCUUGUUGAACCUCUCCCAUGUGGAUUCGGCUUGGCGCCUCCGGCUAUCUUCCCCAUGGACUUAGUUCUGCACCGGGAGAGGGUGAUGAAGGAGAAUCUGGUGCCCGUAGGAAGGGACGGUACCUUGCGGCUGUCGGCGGAGUACUGCCCUGAAAACCAGAGACUGCGUGUCCGCCUCAUAAGUGCGGAAGGCCUGUACGCUCUGUCAGUGGACCCUAAAAGCAUUAACUGCAGCGUCAGUCUCUCUCUUAUGCCUGGAAAAGUCCAGAAACAGCGCAGCACGGUCAUUAGGAAAAGCCGCAAUCCAAUCUUUAAUGAGGACUUUUUCUUUGACGGUAUAACGGAGGAUGAUCUCUGCCAGAGGUGGCUCCGUUUUAAAGUCGUUAACAAGAUGUCCAGCAUGAAAAGAGACUAUAUUUUGGGCAACUGUGAUCUUCCUCUCACUAGCAUUGUCACAUUAUAAAUCCAACAACUGCUUAAUUUAUUUUGUGUGAGUACGUACGUGCAUGUAUUUGUAUAUAUUAUAUGAAGUGUUAUUUAAUUCCAAAUCUGUUUAUCUGCCAAAGACUUCUUUUUUUAUUAAACAAAAACU